This is a messenger RNA of Macadamia integrifolia, 4209 nucleotides long. RefSeq names its product pentatricopeptide repeat-containing protein At4g28010-like. Lineage: Eukaryota; Viridiplantae; Streptophyta; Magnoliopsida; Proteales; Proteaceae. The coding region runs from base 294 to 2495 and encodes 733 amino acids. Gene Ontology annotation, molecular function: protein binding. The record is from RefSeq and is a predicted model, not a curated record. The transcript is spliced from 3 exons.
UCCUGAGGUCUUCUCGGCUACCCGAUGCUCACCGCACCAAUGCACUCCAUAUCGAGGAUGUUUAUAGUUUUGAAUCGGAAUAUUCACACCAAAACUCAUCUGAAUCGGUGGAUUUUAAAAUCAAACGGGCGAUUCUAGGGUUAUUCAUGUCUCCGUCCUUUUUUACUUUCCUCGUAUCCUCGAUUCCUCUCUCUGUUUGAUGAUGAUGGUAUGCGAGUUACAUCUUUGUUUAUCUUCUGGAAGUGAUAAUAUCUACAUAAUAUCAAUCUCUGCCGGUAAGACUCUAUAAACAAAUGAUUCUAACACCAAUAGUUUAUCGUCUUCAGCUUCUCUCCAAUGCCCGCCAUGGAUCUGGCAUGUUCUGUUCAUUCGCUUCAGGUCUUGCCCCGAACGGUGUUUCCGUUUCCAAUGAUCCCAGAAUCGAGCUGGAGAAUUGUAUCAGACUCCUACGUGAGAAUCCCCGUCGCCAAGGUCCAGAAUCGUUUGCACUUUUCAAGUCUGCCGUUGAUUCUGGAUUCAAUCCAUCAGCUUCGUCCUGUAAUUCCCUUAUCGAUGCACUCGCGAGGUACAGGGAGUAUGAUUUGUCUAUUUCCGCAUACAAGUGGAUGAUUCAUUUGGAAUUUUUGCCAAAUUACCGAUCAUUAAAUGUGUUAAUGGACUGCUUCAUCUAUGCCCGGAAGCCCAAAUUCGCCUUUGGAGUCAUAGGGUUAGUGUUGAAGUUGGGUUACACCCUAAACAUAUUCCACUUGAACCUCAUGCUUAAGGAAUUGUGCCGGGCCGGCGAGGUCCUCUGGGCGACGGAGUUGUUUCGGGAAAUUGGGAGAAUUGUGAUGUCUCCGAGUGUAGUUUCUUAUAACACUAUCAUCAAUGGGCUUUGCAGAGCAAACAAGUUGGAAGAAGCUAUGGAGUUGCGGGUUGAAAUGGAGGCAAAGAACUGUUUCCCCGAUGUGGCUACUUACAGCAUUCUCAUGAAUGGUCUCUGUAAGGAGGGUAGAGUUAAUGAUGCAGUGGGUUUGUUAGACAAGAUGCAGGAGAAGGGUCUCAAUGCAGAUGUUGUUGUGUAUAGUACACUUAUAAAUGGACUUUGUCGUGAGGGAAAUGUCAGUAAGGGUAAGGAGCUGUUCCAUGACAUGUUGGACAAAGGAAUUUCUCCAAAUGUAGUUACUUAUACUUGCUUGGUGCAUGGGCUUAGCAAGAUGGGGCACUGGAAAGAGGCCACAGAAAUGUUAAAUUUCAUGAUGGAAUCUGGGAUUGUUCCUACUGUUGUUAUAUAUACAGGUAUGAUUGAUGGCCUAUGCAAGGAUGGGAAGUCUACUGAAGCUUUGAAAUUGAUGGGUUUGAUGAUGGAGAAGGGUGUAGAACCCAACAUUAUAACCUAUAAUGUCUUAAUUAAUGGACUAUGCAAACAGGGUAUGGUGUCUGAUGCAUUGAAUUUUUUGGACACCAUGAAACAAAGGGGGAUAAUGCCUGAUGUAGUUACCUACAAUACAUUGAUUUGGGGGCUUUGUGAUACUGGGAAGGUUGACGAGGCAGUAGAGAUACUCAAUAAGAUGGUCAAAGGUGUGUAUAAUGUUGAGCCGGACACUAAGACAUUUAACACGUUGAUCCAGGGACUUUGCAAUGAAGGCCGUUUUGAUGAGGCCAUGGGGGUUCAUCAGGAGAUGGUUAAGGAGAAGAACCUCAGUAAUUUGUUCACUUAUUCCAUGCUAAUUGGUGGGUCUUUAAAGACACAAAAUGCCAGAAAGGCUACGGAGCUUUGGCAAGAGAUGGUUGGCAUGGGAUUUGUUCCAAAUGCCUUCACCUAUAAUAUCAUGAUAGAUGGAUUCUGCAAAAUGGGAAUGAUUGGUUCUGCGAAAGGAAUUCUUUCUGAAAUGAAAGCUCAGGGGCUAUGUCCAUCUCGGUUUGAUUACAACACACUGAUGGCGUCUUUGUGCAAGGAGGGUAAUCUAGAGAAUGCAAUGGGUGUGUUUCAAGAAAUGAAGGAUUCAAACUGUGAACCCGAUGUGAUCUCAUUUAAUAUUAUAAUUGAUGGAACCCUUAAAGCUGGGGAUUUUCAAGCAGCAAAGGAAUUGCUUGUGGAAAUGCUUCAAAGGGGUUUGGCUCCUGAUAUAAUAACUUUUUCCACGUUAAUAAAUUGGUUUUCAAAGGCAGGGCUGAUGGAUGAGGCUAAAAAUCUAUUCAAGACUAUGACUGCCCGUGGCCUGUCGCCGGAUGCUAUUGUAUAUGACUCUUUAUUAUAUGGUUUUAGCUUGAAGGGUAAAAAAGAUGAAGUCAUCAGCUUACUUCAUCAAAUGGCAGCUAUGGGUGUUGCUCUUGACGUGGGACUAAUUUCUACUAUUUUGAAAUGUCUUUGUAUGGGUGAAGAAAAUCCCAAGGUCAUGGAGUUAUUCCCUACUUUUUCACUUGAUGCAUCAAAAGAAGUAAAAAUCUCGUGCCAUGAGUUGUUGACGAGACUCCAUAAAUUGCAGCCAAGGCUUCAAAUACAGCAUGCUUGAUAUUUUUGAACCCUCUGGUGAUAUAUAGAUGCUUGCAAUUGCCAUGUUUCUUCUUGUGUGGUGAUUGUUUAGAUAUACUAAUGCCCCACACCAUCCUUCCGGAAAUGUUAGAUCAAGCCCUUCGCAUCUGGUACAAGAUGCCUCUAUUCAAUCAGAUGAAUGAGUGAAUGGACAAUGUUAAUCCAUAGCUACAAUAGCUAAUGCCAAAGCAUGUAUAUUUUUGUUAGUUGAAAAGAGUGCCCAUAAGAGGAUAGGUCUGUUGCUCUAAGUGGGAGAUAAAGUGGCACAUUAGAGAUAACACCAUAUAAAGGCUUUUACCAUUUGGCCAGACAUCAAUGGCAUCCGUCUCUUGUAGCUGGAGUCACAUUUUAGAAGCUGCAAGUGUUCAACAUUCGGAAAAGUUCUCUCUGCCUCUCCAUUUUGUUAAGCAGAAUUACUCUUUUGUUGUCUCUUCAUUUUGUUGGCCAGUCCGUAGCUGACCAAGCCCACAACUAAAGUUAGUGGGAGCUAAUAUAUGUAUCAAAAGGGGUAUGAGGUGGGUUGUGGUACAUACAUGCGUCAAUAUCUUGACAACUGAAUUUGGUGGAAAAAAGUUAGUUAAAGCAAUGGAGAUAGAAUGGUGGUGAAGAAUCAUGGAUAUCAGUCCUCAUCAAAUUCAAUUUGUUCUGGUCUGAUAAGAUAAAUGCAGGAUUCCUUUAUAAUUGGUCCCACUGUUCUUAUUAAAGAGGCACUGGUACAACCUCAUUAAUGAAGAGGAAGACUACUGCAAGGUCUCUCUUCUAUGGCUUUUGUGACUGUGAGCAGUUAAUUUAUUUAUUUCUUUUCUUGGCAAUGGUGAUGGUGAUGGCAGUAUCAUUUGCAUGCUAAUGAAAAUGGGCACAGUGGAUGUUCUGAUAAAGAAAUAUUUUAUGAAGCUAGUUUUGUUUUUUCUGUUUGCAGGGACCUGCUUUAGAUAUCCCCACCUCAAAUCCAAACUGCUUUGCUGAUUGGUCAUAUUGGAUAAUCUCAAUCAUUUAUGUGAUGGUUUGAUCAUUUGCUUGGGUUGAUUUUUUAGUUGGGAUAUGUAACUGUAACUGUGUAGUGUUUUUUCAACUGACAAACUAGGACAUGUUUGAUACAGGUUGAAAAAUUUGUGGUCUAAGUGUGUUGAAGAAGAUGACACGGAGGUGAUCCUGGGAUUCAUGAGGAUGUUUUUUGUGGGCAUAGUAGUUUGGUCAGUUGUAAGGCCUGUAUUAUCAACUGGUGGGUUCCUUCCGGUUGGCAGUGAUGUGGCAUAGAUUUUCUCCUGACCUUCAGACAUGGUGCAUGCAAUGAACCAUAAGGUACUGAAAUUAUGGGGAAAUCUCAGACACACUGCAGAAUGGACCUGCAUCAGCAAACAAUACUCUAAGACCAUGUGACAGGAAUAGAUGGGCUCAUAUCUUGUCAUGUUCAUUCUACAUGCGAACCAAGUCAUAUGCACCGUUGCAUUCGAGGAAUGUAAGUAUAUGGAAUAGAAUCCCCAUACAAGCUUUAGAGUGUAGGUUGUGAUUUUUCCCAGAUGGUGUAGGAUAUAGCUAAUGAAGCGAAAGGUGUUUAUCUUAUUGAAACUCUUCUAUACUUUCUUAGAAUGCAAAUCUCAUAAUUUAAUGCUCCAUAAGGGGUGAAGUAAAGUAAUAUCCAAUUAAAACUGUUGACGACUGAAUAAGAAAAUAAUGAAUUUUUGCUUCCUUGA